CCGGGUGAGAGUGGGGUGGGGAGGGCUGUGCGUGCCGCGCGGUCGUCUCUGUCCUACGCAGUGGUUGGGCGGCAUCGUGCAGCGCCAGGCGCCUAUGGCCGCCGCGCAGCGACAGAGGAAGCCUUCUGACUCGAUUUGGAUGAAGGCAAGAAAGAAAAAACCUGUGCCUUCUGCCUGCCAGCAUCAGUGGUCCCUGACUGUCCACAGCAUGUGCAAUGCUCAUCUUCACAACAUCUGACAAAGAGGAACAGUAAGCAGCAAACCUGCAGAACAUCUCUAGAAAGAAAAACAGUCUCAUCUGGAUGAAUGUCUUCAUAGCUCUGAGAGAGGUUGCUGGGUGUUUUUGUUUUUUUUUUUUAAGAUUUCAUCAUAUUUUGCUUUUCUCAGAGCUAUAAAGGACUCACAGAACAAGCAUUCUGAAAGCGAAGCAUAUUAAGCUUGACAGCUCUUGGGCUUCAGUAAUAAACUUUCCAAUGCAAACUACAUUUUCCACUUCAGAACUUUACUUGGUACAGUGAGCUAAUAGUGAGGUAAUUCAUUUUGGUGAUGGCACUUUUUUUUCAACCCAGUCAGUAUGGUUUACAGGCUUUGCUGUGGAAGAGCCGUGUAUUCUGGCCUGCUUCAAGAUGCCAUCAACUGUUUGCUGCUUCUUUUGGCAUCCCUAAAAGGGACAAGGUUAGCUGUUUCAGCUUUAUGACGUCUUCCAGCACUGGUUUAGCAGUGGAUCCUCAAGGGACUGAUUGUCCACCUAAGAAAAGAUCUGAAGUUGAUGAUGAAGAAGAAAAAGGAUGGGAUGAGAACACUCAAGAAAUGCAUGAAGGGAAACUCCGCUUUUCUUCCUCUGGGGGAGCUUUGAAGAAACAAUUAAUGAAUCACACUGUAUCAAGACAUAAGUUUGCCACUGUACAGCCUCCCAAAAGGCCUUUGUGUGCUGAGGAGUGGAGUAGACUGAAGGAAGGUUUUCAGUCCCCUGAAAUGUUUGAAGAAGUGAUGUUUAGCAGUAUGAUCAGAUACAACAGCCCCAUUGACGUGGCUAAGUCCUUGCUCACUCAUGUGGCAAAGAGUAAUGGUGACAUUGGGUAUAAUUUAUUGGUCAAAUAUCUGGCACUGUGUGUCCAACAAGGGAAAACUUCAGAGAUUUGUGAUGUGUACGACAUAUUGAAAAUCAGAUUUAAGAUUUUAGAGAGUGGGGCUUACAACCUUCUUAUGAGAGGACUGAGUAAUUCAGACCAGUGGAGAAUGGCAUUGACUCUUUUGGAAGAAGUUAAAAGGGUUACAGUUCCCUCACGAUCAAACUAUGAAUCCUGCAUCAAAGCAGCUACCCGUCACCAAGAAAUGACCCUUGCUUGUGAACUUUACCAUGAAAUGUUGGCUAAGGAUUUAGUGCCAACCUUGGAUGUCCUGCAGGCCUUUUUUGACCACAGCAGGGGUAUGAAAAAUUCUGCAUUACAAAAAGAGCUGUUUGGUAUCCUCUUAUAUUUGAGAGAUAACCAAGUAUACCCUCACAAAACAUUUAUGCGGAGUAUAAAGCUGUGGUUUGAAAGUAUACCAGGAGAGAACUGGAAAGGACACCUGACCAGUAUUAAAGACAGUGGACAGUGCCCAGUUUGCAACCAUCAGCUGGAAGAUAGUGAGCUCACCGAAGAGGAAUACAGUAAUUUGAGAGAAAGAAUAAUUAGCGAUGUGAUACAUGGGACUGACACUUUCAGAAAGACAAGUCCGCAGGAAUUUGAAGCCUUUCAAACAUUUGUGGAAAAUCGACUUCCGUUUGAUAUCGUCAUUGAUGGACUCAAUAUUUCCCAUAUAAUGCCCAGAAAGGUGCAGUGUGAAAAUCUAUUUGAGGCUGUCAACUGCCUGGCAAAAGACUAUGGCCGUUUACUUGUGCUGGGCCGCAAACACAUGCUGACCAACUCUUUGAACUGGAAAAGAGAAGUUAUGAAAGAAAUGCAGAAUAAGGCAGACUUUUUCUUUGCUGAAAAUAUUUCUGAAGAUGAUGCCUUCUUGUUAUAUGCCACUCUUCGGUCAGGCAAACAUUGCAAGUUUGUUACAAGAGACUUCCUCCGGGAUCACAAAGCUUGUCUUUCUGACAGCGUUACUCGUCAUCUGUUCCGUAAGUGGCAGCGUGGACACCAAAUAGUGUUUUCCCCUUCUGCAGGAGGAAAGCACAUAAAAUUUUUGCCUGCUUGCAGUUAUGACUGUGUGGUACAGACAACGGGUGACACGUGGCAUAUCCCCUAUAAAGAUAUUUUUGAGGAAAAAUAUUCCUAUCAAAUACCAAGAAAAUGGCUUUGCCUUCAGCAGAAAUACAGAACAAUGUAAUUGCACAAGCUGAAGCUUCUCCUGUGAUGUUGUUUUUUGUUUUUGUUUUACUAGGCAGCUGCUGCAAAUUAGGAGGACUCAGCAGUACAAUUAUGGGAUUAAUGUAUGAGGCCUAUGACUAAAGAAAAUUCAGUAACUGCUUUUUGUCAAACUUUUCUUGUUAUAAACCUGUGGACACGAAUGGUAGUCUAGCAAGGAUGAACUAGGUCUGUUAUUUCCAUCUUAACAAGCAAUUUCUGUACCCUCUCUACGUGAUUUGAAUUAACUUGUUUUUCCCUCUGGAAUUUCAGGUGAUGCGUUUAUUGUUUUAAAAAUUUUUAAAUCUUGUUUGUCUGUUUGUUUGCUGAAGCUUUUCAUCUACACUGAAAUUCAUGAACUCUAUUCUUCAGAAAAAUUAGGCAAGGCUUUCAGAGUACCUUCAAAAUUGGCAUGCUGACCUUGUUGGAGUGUUUCAGAACCUAGCAAAAAGAGCUUACUGAGGCAAAUGGCAUGAUUGCCAUUGGUCUGGCACAUGUAGCUCUAAUACUUCCUCACUUUAAUUAGAAUUCAUUUGAUUACAUUCAAUGCAGAAGAUUUGUUGUAACAACGUACAUUAAGAUUUUGUCUGUAAAAAGAACUGGUGAAAUACUGUGUUGUUCUUUCACAGUCUUCAAUUUGCUACUUCUGACAAGAUUUCAUGCCACUGGACUAGUUUUCUUAUGGAAAUGCUUGAAUUUUCUAAACAAAAAUUGGCAGUAACUAGAAAUCCAUUUAGACAACAACAAAACAGCACAUGGAGAUCUACUUAAUACCUUAAUACCUUUUAGUGCAAUAGUACUGUAAAAAACAAACAAAAAAAUCCACAAGAAUUUUAAUGUUUUCCUGGUAUUACUUUAUCAGAUUGAUGGGCUUGUGUUUAAAUCCAGAAAGGCCAAUUCUGGCAAGUCCUCCAAAUGCAACAGAAGUUAGUAUGCCUGCAACCACUGCAAAUGGCACAGGUGCCCCUUGAUAGUCCACGGAGUGAGGGGAAGGGGAAUGAGAUGGAAUGAAUGCUUAGCUUGGCCUUUGGCAAGCCAUGGUUAUGGAGAUGCAUUGGAAAAGUAGACUGGAUGAAAAGUGAACUGAUUGACUCUGUGUUGUAGCUAUUGUGGAACAGUUUCGUCUCCGAGAUCGUCCACUUAAUGUUUAUAAUGUUAAAAAAGAUGUGAGAAUGUCUUUCUCAGAAGCUUUCAGCACACACUUCAAUUCUCAUAUGGCUGAUAAGAGAUGAUGGAUACUACAUGGAAAAUAUUUGAUUACUCUUGUGAAACAAAACCAUACUUUGGAAUUUGAUGAAAUUGCUACAUAGAUGGAGAAAACUUCUAGAAGCUGUAUCCUCGAAGUGUAUGACUUCCACUCUGCCAUGUUGAUGGUAUUGAGCAACUGUUCAAUUUCAGUCUUGGUCUAAGGAAAAUAUUGAGUCUUUGAAUCCAAACACUUAAGGCAAGAAAAUCCUUGACUUUUGUUGCUUUUUGGAAAUUUAAUGAAUUUUUUGAGCAUUC
Molecule: messenger RNA, 3839 nt
Organism: Meleagris gallopavo (turkey)
Lineage: Eukaryota; Metazoa; Chordata; Aves; Galliformes; Phasianidae
Gene: PRORP
Product: protein only RNase P catalytic subunit
Biological process (GO): mitochondrial tRNA 5'-end processing; tRNA 5'-leader removal
Cellular component (GO): mitochondrion; mitochondrial ribonuclease P complex
Molecular function (GO): ribonuclease P activity; protein binding
Source: RefSeq, a predicted model, not a curated record